AUGGCCGAAAUUACAGGAAAUCGUCCACUGACUCGCGACUCAGUCAUUGAGGCUCACAAGCUCAUCGGCCAGUACAUCCACUAUACUCCAGUUCUGACCAACCGGACCAUCACGGAACUUGCCUCAACGCCUCGUACACCAGAGGAACUUGAAGGAACUCGCUAUGCAGGACGAACACCGGCCCGACCGGUGCUGAGACUUUGGUUCAAGUGCGAGAAUAUGCAACGAAUAGGAGCCUUUAAAGCCAGAGGUGCCUUUCAUGCCGUUGAGAGAUUAAAACAGGAACCUGGGUGGUUGGAAGGAGGGGGUAAAGAGAAGGGCGUUGUCACCCACAGUUCUGGAAAUCAUGCCCAAGCACUAGCUCUUGCUGCCCGUGAGAGUGGCAUCAAGGCUCACAUCGUUAUGCCUGAGAUCUCUAAUCCCAAGAAGAUUGCUGGUACAAAAGGCUAUGGUGCUCGAGUCAUUUUCAGUGGAAGCACAUCGACUGAGCGUGAAGCUAUGGCUGCAAAGGUCAUCGCUGAGACAGGAGCUCGUCUCGUCCCACCUUAUGAUCACCCGGAUAUUAUGCUCGGACAAGGGACUAUGGGGCUUGAGUUUCAGCAGCAAGUCGCUGAGUUGAUGACCACUGAUGCUGUAGUCGAUGGUCAAAGGAAGCUGUUUAGGGCUCCUGUUACUGGAAGAGACAAUGAGGCACCACGAACGAAGAAGGAGAAGCCAGGUCUGGACGCUAUUAUGACGCCUCUGGGUGGAGGUGGUAUGCUUUCAGGUGUAGCCCUCAGUUGUGAGGGUACUGGAAUUCGUGUCUUUGGCUCAGAGCCAUCUUUCGAAGGCGCAGAUGAUGGCAAGCGUGGAUACGAGUCCGGUGAAAGAAUCACAGCAGUCAAGACCCUCACAGUUGCCGACGGACUGCGCACUCCUGUGGGAGCGCACCCGUGGUCGGUCAUUUACGAGCGUCGCUUGGUGUCUGGUAUGUACAGUGUCACAGAGGAUGAGAUUCUGUCAGCCAUGAAGUUGGUGUUUGAGCGCUUCAAGCUUGUUGUUGAGCCGAGUGCUUGCGUACCGCUGGCUGUGGCGCUGUAUGACGAGGAUUUCAGAUCUAUGGUUGAGAAGGAGGCUGGAGAAGAGGGAUGGGAUCUUGGUCUCGUGUUUAGUGGUGGUAAUGUUGGCCUUGAUGCUGUGGGUAAGCUCUUCGCGGAGACUAAAGCACCCUUCUUUAAGCACGUUUAA
Messenger RNA from Fusarium coffeatum, 1227 nucleotides. RefSeq lists its product as uncharacterized. The transcript is spliced from 3 exons. Gene Ontology annotation, biological process: D-serine biosynthetic process; L-serine metabolic process; pyruvate biosynthetic process. Lineage: Eukaryota; Fungi; Ascomycota; Sordariomycetes; Hypocreales; Nectriaceae. Bases 1 to 1227 code for a protein of 408 amino acids. Gene Ontology annotation, molecular function: threonine racemase activity; magnesium ion binding; L-serine ammonia-lyase activity. The record is from RefSeq and is a predicted model, not a curated record.